Dermatophagoides farinae (American house dust mite) is the source of this 2005-nucleotide messenger RNA. It is a transcript of the gene Mct1, whose product is annotated as Monocarboxylate transporter 1. Gene Ontology annotation, biological process: transmembrane transport; monocarboxylic acid transport. The record is from RefSeq and is a predicted model, not a curated record. NCBI's taxonomy places the organism in Eukaryota, Metazoa, Arthropoda, Arachnida, Sarcoptiformes, Pyroglyphidae. Gene Ontology annotation, molecular function: monocarboxylic acid transmembrane transporter activity.
AUGAUGAUGAUGAUGAUGAUGAUCACAAUGUUUUUAUAGUUUCACUGCAUCAAACCAUCAUCUAUCAUCAUCGUCGUCAUAUUUUUUUCGCUGUUGCUAAGAACAUUUCUUUCGAUUCUCAUAAUAAUAACAUUAAUAAUAAUGGGCUGGAAACAUAUAUGAAUGAAAUUUAACUUUUUCAUGUUUCAGUUCAACUCAGUUUUUUUUAUCAGUGAUUGAGAAUCUUUGAUCAUCAUUUUUUCAGAGGAAAGAGUUUUUUUUGUUGUUUCAAAUUUCGAUUAUGAACGCAAUGAGUUAAACUAUCGAACGAAAAUAAUUAACAAAGAAGACUAAUUUAAGUUAAAAAAUGGCUAAUAAUAAUGAUCGAUCAUCAUCAUCGGCACGUCGAUCAUAUCCACCAUGUCCGGAUGGUGGCUGGGGUUGGAUGGUCGUAUUCGGAUCAUUCAUGAUACACGUUAUUGCUGAUGGUAUCAUCUACAGUUUUGGUCUAUUCUAUUAUGAAUUGGCCAAACAUUUUGGUGAAAGUAAAACAGCCACAUCGAUGGUUGUUUCCAUUAUGAAUGGAACGACGUAUUGUAUUGGACCGAUUGCUAGUGCAUUAACUAUCAGAUUUGGUUGUCGUGCUGUAACAAUUGCUGGCUCAAUAUUUGCCAGUUUGGGAUUCUUUCUCAGUACAUUUGCUCCGAACAUAUUCACACUUUAUGGUACGAUCGGCAUCUGUGCUGGUGUUGGUUUUGGCCUAAUGUAUUUACCGGCAAUUGUAAUUGUCACAUCAUAUUUCGAGAAAAGACGUGCAUUUGCCACUGGAAUUGCUGUUUGUGGUUCAGGAAUCGGUACAGCCAUAAUGAGUCCAUUGAUUGAAUAUAUUAUCAAUUUAUAUGGAUGGAAAGGAGCAAUGUUAGUGAUAUCUGCAUUACUUAUUAAUUGUGGAAUUUUUGGUGCAAUGUUUAAACCGGUGCCAUCGAUUAAGAUCGAAAUCACAACGGAUGCCAACCAUCAUAAUAUAAAUGAUGAUGAUGAUGACAAUCCAAUCGAAUUAAAAGAAUCGACAAAAUCAAUGUUAGUUUGUAUGGAAAAUCCAAAAGAUUCAUCCAUACAAAGUUCAGUGGAAAUUCAUUUGAAUCCAGAAGAAUCAAUAAACGGAGAACAGUGUGAUGAUGUCAUCAAACAACGUUCACAUUCAUUCACACCUGGAUUUUUAUAUCGAGAAGAUUCUUUCUACAGUGGAAGUCUAAUGAACAUACAUAAAUCUGAACAAAAAUUAAGCACCAUUCAUCAUCAACAACAACGGAUGGAUAAAAUAAAACGAAAAUCCGAUAGUGAUUGUUGUCUGUUUAAAAAAUUAAAUUUUCCCGAUGAAAUCAAAGAAAAUCUAUCCGAAAUGAUUGAUCUAAGUUUGAUGAGAAAUCAAGUAUUUCUCAUAUUCUCCAUAUCUAAUUUUCUAACAGCUAUUGGCUAUCAUAUACCAUUUAUAUUUCUGAAAGAUUGGAUCGUUGAUAAUCGAAUCGGAUCGCCGCAAGAAACAGGUUUUUUCACAUCGAUUAUUGGCCUUUUUAGCACUAUUAGCCGUUUGGUUUUUGGUUAUAUUUCCGAUCAUUCAUUUGUUAAUCGUCUUUGGUUGUAUACAUUUUCCGUUACACUUUGUGGAUUAAUUAUUAUUUCAAAUACCCUUGCAACAACGUAUAAAUUAUUAGCCAUUUUUUGUGCAUUUUUUGGCAUUACUUGCGGUACCUAUGUAAGCCUCACCUCGGUCGUAUUAGUUGAUUUAUUAAGUUUGGAAAAAUUGACCAACGCAUUUGGAUUGAUACUUUUAUUUCAAGGAGUGGCCUCUAUUCUGGGACCAUUAUUCAUCGGAUUCAUCUAUGAUCUUUCUGGAGCUUAUGAUACUGGCUUUCAUGUAAUCGGAUCAUUAGUCACAUUCAGUGGAUUAAUGUUGAUAUUGAUACCGAUUUGUAAUAAUUUUAAAUCGAUGAAAAAAUUAUUUUUAUAUUAAUUUGGUGUGAUA